AUGGCAGCCCCCAUUCUCAUGCUUCUGGUGCUGGCACUGCCCUCGGGGGCCUGGCCGGGUCUGAGGCUGCCCAGGAGGCCAUGUGUCCACUGCUGCCGCCCUGCCUGGCCCCCAGUCACGGCCCCCAACCCCUACGCGCUGAGAAAUGGGGCUGAGGAAUGGGGACCGCUGCCUCAUGUCCGGCCCACCAUCGACAUCACCAUCCUCAAAGGUGCCAAGGGUGAGCUGGGGGCCAGAGGCUGCUCUGGGCCAAGCGGGAAGGAGGGUCCACCAGGCGUCUGGGGCCUCCAGGGCCGCAAGGGCCAGAAGGGGCAGGCUGGACCUCCGGGCACCCCGUGCCAGCGCACCUACUCGGCCUUCUCGGUGGGCCGCCGUGAGGGGCUGCACAACAGAGGCAGCGCACAGGCCGUGUCCUUCGACACGGAGCUGGUGAACCUGGGCGGCUCCUUCGACCUGGUCGCCGGCCGCUUUCGGUGCACCGAGCCCGGCGUCUACUUCCUGAGCCUCACGGUGCACGCCUGGAACUACAAGGAGACCUACCUGCACGUGAUGCGCAACCGGCAGGCGGCCGCCAUGCUGUACGCUCAGCCCAGUGAACGCAGCAUCAUGCAGACCCAGAGCCUGCUGCUGCCACUGGCCGCCGGCGACGCCGUCUGGGUGCGCCUGUUCCAGCGUGACCGCGACAGUGCCAUCUACGGGGAGCCCGGAGACCUGUACAUGACCUUCAGCGGCCACCUGGUCAAGCCGGACGCCGAGCCGUAG
This is a messenger RNA of Orycteropus afer afer, 762 nucleotides long. It is a transcript of the gene C1QTNF8, whose product is annotated as C1q and TNF related 8. The coding region runs from base 1 to 762 and encodes 253 amino acids. The record is from RefSeq and is a predicted model, not a curated record. Gene Ontology annotation, molecular function: protein binding. Lineage: Eukaryota; Metazoa; Chordata; Mammalia; Tubulidentata; Orycteropodidae. The transcript has 2 exons.